Messenger RNA from Phytophthora sojae, 387 nucleotides. RefSeq lists its product as hypothetical. Bases 1 to 387 code for a protein of 128 amino acids. NCBI's taxonomy places the organism in Eukaryota, Oomycota, Peronosporomycetes, Peronosporales, Peronosporaceae. The transcript is spliced from 3 exons. The record is from RefSeq and is a predicted model, not a curated record.
AUGUCGGGUCCAGCCAACACCGACGAAGACGAGAAGGGCAGUGGACAGGAGACUCGGAAACGUCGCCAGCGAGCCUGCAAAAUUUGCUCGGUGUUGAAGCGCGCGGAUCAAGCACGUGGGGGUGAAACGACGUUUUACUGCGCGGCAUGCAAACCGAAAACUGCGUCCAAGCACGCGCUGCCCUCGCGCGUGUUCCUGGGUAACAAGGUGCGACGCAAGCGCAAACUGCGUGCUCGGAAGCCUGCGCGUGUUCGUGGUGACGACGAGAGUGCUGGAGGCGACGCGAGUGAUCGGUCUGGUGACGAUUCGGCAACCGUCGUCCCGCCGCUGCGGCGCCAGCGUACACGAGCCAUUGAUGACCCGGAGAGCGAGGGGGACACGAACUAA